UUUGCCAAUUGAACUUUGACACGAGCAAAGAGGGCGAGUCGUCGGUCUGAUGCGAAACUUUCACAGAAAUGCUACGUUUUCAGAACAAAUUGCCACUCUUUUGACUCUCAUAAUAUGGCUGAAGGAAAGAGCAGAGACCCCUUACCAUCUUGAAAGCCACUUGGAAUUGUCAACCGACUCAGAAAAAGGCAAGAAAUAAUCUCUCGUUUCGACACGUGAAUGCGUAGACAGAUGAACGAACAGUUGUCACUCGGAUUUUCGUAAUUCCGUACAAGUUGGUGUGUGCAUGGUGAUGACUCAUCAAACAACUCUUGUUGCACGUAUGAAUUACAGUGUUUUUUUUAUCCCAUAGGUUUUUUUCUCAAGUAACAAUUAAGCCUGAAAAAAAGUAAAGUGCCAUUUAGAUUAAUUCUUGUCACCUGACAUGCCAUAUGAUUGCUGUGACGUGCAAAACCUAUCAUGCCUAUGAGAACUGAACGCUGGAAUUAAAACUUAAAAAUGGAAAUUAAAAGUAGGAAAACAUUCACCAUGUCUGAACAGUAAUUUAACAAACUUAACAUCAAGUUCACCAACUGAAUUCUCAAUAUUUGCCUGUUCGUGUUGUCACAUUGAAGAUACCUGACCACUGUUGACAGCAAAAAAAAAUUCAGAUCAAUCGGCAGAAGACAUCCAACUGAGUUGAGUUGAACUUCAAAAGCAUUCCAACAAGUGUGCAUUUUAUGAACUACAUGUAUGAACAAGACGACAUAGUUUUAUUUUGGUCUGGAUUCAAGCAAGAGAAGUGGCCAGAAUGAGUGGAAGUCGUGUGGAUUUGAAAGUCGUGCUACUCGGCAAAGAGUAUGGAGGGAAGACAAGUUUGGUGGAGAGAUAUCUCCACGACAGAUUCCACGGAGAUGUUCCUUACCAAAAUAGAACUUCCAAAGGAAGGCCAUUUUAUACACCAACAAUUGGUGCAGCAUUCGGUGCUAAGAAAAUUGAGGUGGACAGCAGAACAGUUACCAUGGGAAUAUGGGACACAGCCGGAUCAGAACGCUACGAAGCCAUGAGUAGAAUUUACUACCGAGGAGCAAAGGCUGCCAUAGUAUGUUAUGAUUUAACAGAUGGAACAAGUUUUGACAGGGCAAAGUUCUGGGUAGAAGAGCUGAAAAGGAACGAAGAGUUCUGCAAGAUUUAUUUAUCCGGUAACAAGUUUGACCUCGUGGAGAAUGACAAGAGCAGGCGACAGGUGGAUUAUCACAGUGUAACGGAUUAUGCAGAAGAACUCAAGGCGGAAGUUUUUGAAACAUCAAGUAAAACUGGUCACCAAAUCAAAGAACUAUUCUUUAAAAUAGCUCAAGAUUACGUCAAAGAACCUAGGAAUAAUGAUGCAGCGCCUGAAGUCCCGAAGACUCUUAACUUGACUGACAAGCCGAAAAAAGCGGAUUGUGCCUGCUAGCCAGUCACCUGACGCAGUCACCUGACUCGUGUCACAUGACCGUUCAGUAAGAAUCACAGUUACACCAAUGUCUUAUGAAAUUGCACCACAGAGGUGAAAACGAGUAAUCGAAAAAUUGUGGGAAUGGAGGACUUUGAUCAAU
Patiria miniata (bat star) is the source of this 1577-nucleotide messenger RNA. Its product is annotated as ras-related protein Rab-24-like. The coding region runs from base 791 to 1435 and encodes 214 amino acids. The transcript is spliced from 9 exons. NCBI's taxonomy places the organism in Eukaryota, Metazoa, Echinodermata, Asteroidea, Valvatida, Asterinidae. Gene Ontology annotation, molecular function: GTPase activity; GTP binding. The record is from RefSeq and is a predicted model, not a curated record.